This is a messenger RNA of Ipomoea nil (Japanese morning glory), 1350 nucleotides long. RefSeq lists its product as uncharacterized. NCBI's taxonomy places the organism in Eukaryota, Viridiplantae, Streptophyta, Magnoliopsida, Solanales, Convolvulaceae. The transcript is spliced from 3 exons. The record is from RefSeq and is a predicted model, not a curated record. The coding region runs from base 95 to 979 and encodes 294 amino acids.
GCCCACGUUAACAUUUCACAAAAACACAAAACAAACACCUCUAACAUUUUCUAUUCUUCACUUUCAACUUUCAACUUUCAACUUUCAACAACUAAUGGACCACUUCCACCGCGCCAAGACCGUGCGUCUCCGGAGCAACCACGACAAGUUCUUAACGGCGGAGGAAGAUGAGGAGUCAGUGACUCAAGAUCGGAAUGGAGCUGCCAAAUCUGCCCGAUGGACCGUCGAGUUCUUGGAGAGUGCCAAUAAUGUGAUUAGGCUUAAGAGCUGCUAUGGAAAGUAUUUGACUGCAUCAAACCAGCCCUUUCUGCUGGGGAUGACAGGCCAGAAAGUUGUUCAGUCUCUGCCCCGUCGCCUUGAUUCUUCUGUGGAGUGGGAGCCUGUUAGAGAUGGACAACAGGUGAAGCUCAAGACGCGAUACGGCCAGUUCUUGAGGGCGAAUGGAGGCUUGCCGCCUUGGAGAAACUCGGUUACUCAUGAUAUCCCACAUCGGACCAGCUCUCAAGAUUGGAUCCUUUGGGAUGUCCAUGUUGUUGAUAUUCAGGUGAUUCAAUCUCCGGUUGCCAACCCACCUCCUCCUCAAUCCUAUCCUGAAUCAAGCCCAUCUUCACCUGUUUCAUAUAAAUCUUCCAGCUUUUCCAGACAAGAGUCUGGUGAUUCUUUGGAUGUUUUUCCAACGAAAACCAGUGAAGGGAGGCUGAUCUAUUAUCAUAUUACUGAUGACUAUGGGGAAAUUGAUGAAGCAGUAGAGGAGCUCUGCAUAUCGUUCAAAGGGAAUGGUGUUGAGGAAUUGAAGAAGAUAUUGGAGGAAGAGACAGGGCUCGGGGAUAUUAUUGUGUGUACAAGAAGUGUGUUGAAUGGGAAGCUAUAUCCUCUUCGACUGCAGCUUCCCCCAAACAAUGCAGAUAUGCAUGUUUGCUUAGUUCCAUCAUCAUCUAAGGUGGGAAGAGACUUCACAGAAGCAAGAAUCCCAUUGUAAAGAAACUUCAGCAGCCUAGAUGUGGAUACACAAGAAGAAUGCAUGUUUUUUUGGUUCUGUUACUGUGGCUCAGAGUUAUUCAGAGUAUAAUGGAAGAUCAAUCAGAAUCAGUGAUUUUAUCUUCUUGGACUUGUAUCUCCCUCCCCUGGUAGGGAAACUGAGAAAGAGAAGGCAAGAAAAAGGGGUGAAAGAAAGAAAAACUCCAUGGAUGGAGGGUAUAGGGGAUUUUGGUUCUUCGAAGAGAUUUUGUAAUGAAAGUUUGAUGUGCAAUACUGCAAUCAUCUCCUUAGAGAUUAAAUUUUUUGCUAAAUUGUAUUACUUGGCAGUAAUCUUGAAGUUAAUAUAUCUUAAACACAUCUUUCAGACUAAAA